This is a messenger RNA of Papilio polytes (common Mormon), 5174 nucleotides long. RefSeq names its product transcription initiation factor TFIID subunit 4-like. Gene Ontology annotation, molecular function: DNA binding; RNA polymerase II general transcription initiation factor activity. Gene Ontology annotation, cellular component: transcription factor TFIID complex. The transcript has 8 exons. Gene Ontology annotation, biological process: transcription initiation at RNA polymerase II promoter; DNA-templated transcription. Bases 3194 to 4549 code for a protein of 451 amino acids. The record is from RefSeq and is a predicted model, not a curated record. Lineage: Eukaryota; Metazoa; Arthropoda; Insecta; Lepidoptera; Papilionidae.
AUGAGUACACGUUCACUAACGGUAACUAUUACAAAACUGCCUUUAUUCUUCUUAAUUUAUGUAAAUAUUAUUCAUCUUGUUAAAAUUGAUGAACAUACCUAACGCAAACUAAAAAAAAUAUUUAACUUUGAAGAAUCCUUUUUAAACAAAGACUGCAAGGCGAAAGUCGAUUUUUUAUUCUUUAUUUCCAAAUUAUUACAAUAUGGUUACAUAAUACGUUCCCACCAAACCACUUACGUGCUUUGUAGGCGACGCGGCUUUUAAACAUUUAUACAUAAUAGCAUGCCCUGUAACUUUUUACAGUGAAAUAAAGAAAAGAAAUGGUAUAAAAAAAAAACAAAAAAAAACGAUUAAAGAGCAAAUAGAAUCCGUAGAGACUCCUCUUAGAAACGUCCCCUAAAAAGCAUGAAAUUAGUGGCUGUUCCAUUAAUGUUUAUGUUACUUAACGAAGAAACAGUUAAUGGCAAGUAUCAUGUCGGAAAACUGUUAACUGUAUUCUGAUACCAUUUCAGAUUUCGUUAAUUUAGAUUCCUUUUUGAUUGCCUUUAAUGUGGAUCAAUUCAUAAAAUCAUACAGUUCAUUAAACUUUAUUGAAGAUGAAUUUGGAAACAGACACUAAAGUGUAUUACUAGAGUUACACAUAAGUCGCAGCGUCUUGUGGUGCUUCCUGCCGCUGCCGCCGCCGCCGCCUCCGCCGCUACUUCAAAUCCCAUUACUGACAUGUGUAUUGUACAAGUACAAGUUCAAUUCAUUACGUGACUUUGAAAAUAUCAAUGGCCAAGUCUCUCUUCAUUUAAUUACACUUCGGUAAAUAAUUGUUUCCUGUAUUUGUAACCAAUAUUUACUAAUUGUAUAUUAUUUUUCAAAGGCAUUAUCAAACUUAUAGCGAUUUCUGUUCACUUACUGGAAAAAUAAACGUAAAUUGUACACACGAUGAAUUAGCUAUAACAAUAAAUUAAAAGGAUAGAAACCCUGUUGCUAUAAUCUGUAUCAACUGAAACCAGUAGAAAUAGUUCUCAAAUAUACGAUAUGUAUCCUUGUUACAAGCAUGUGGACAUUUGUGGUCAAUUGGACUAUUGACGUGCGUAGAUUACGCGCACAUCUGUAUAACAAUCUAAGUCAGAUCGCUCAAUUGGAAAACUGCACUGAAUUAGAUAAGCCACUCGAUUCACAAGAGGUCCACUUGGCCGUUAAAAGCCUAAAUUGUAGUCGCUCAUACGCUAGCACUAGCUACAAUAAAUGCAACAUGUCGGUCUGUGUUAUCAUCUACACCACCUCAUCAUUUCUUUUUCAAAUUUACAUAAAAACUCCACAGCGCUUUGAACAACGUUAUGUAUGUAUAUUACAUAACAAUCCGUGUAAAUCCUUACUAGCAUUAAAAACUACAUGCGUCUCCGUCCAUGCAGACAAAGUCGCGGGCGAAAGGUAGUACAAAUUUUUAAGCAUGGUCAGUUAAUAUUAGUAACAUGAUACAUGCUCGCAAGAGCAAAACUACAUCGGCCUAUAAAUUACAUAGUUACAAAUAUUGACAAAGAUAAUUUUCAAUGCUUGAUUUAAUUCAAUUUGCAUAUGUAUUGAGGUGUAUACCGUUCGGGCAAUUGGGUUUAAUACAAAUAGUAGUCGGCGGAUGUGACACUGGUGCGCAGGAAGCAAUGUAGGCCUGUAAGUAUUCGCACUUGCGGCCGCUACGAGCUCCUCGGUUGACCUUAAUAGAUGCAAUUCACAUGUAUUUGCAUCGUCAGAAAUGAUUCUAGUGCACCACAUAUGCACGAGCAGCUCACGGGGACGGCCCGGGGACGGCACGGGGACUAGACGGGCUGCUGUGGAUUUAUUUCUACCAUUUAACAAUCAGUUGAUUCUUGAUGUAACUAAUGUUUAAUUAUAUCAUGUAUCUAGAAAAACGAUGUCAAAAGCCGCCCUGAGAAAUGAAUCUGUAUAGUAUUACAAGUGUGAGAUUAAUUAAAUAUAAAUUUAUUAUAAAUGACUAUAAAAGGACUGCUUUUAUUAUUUUCAUGACCUCUCACAAGGAGACUGGACAGGGACAAGGCGUAGAGAGAAAAUGUCAAUAAUAAUGGAGAUGGAAAUCUAAAAGCCAAGACAGAAUAGCUUCAAUGAUCCGAAAAUAGUAUUACAAUUAAUUGCGUACUUAUUUUUAUAUGAUUAUUAAUGGUGGCGCGUGAUGGCUAAUUACUUUUUUGCUGUCAUGUGUAGUUAUAUUAACGUAAUCAAUAAGUUGUCGCUACAACUUACGCUAAUAGCCGACGAGACGUGAAGCAUUGCAAAUAUAAUCGGACCUCGAACGCAAAUUGGCAGACAAUAUUUUACAACGCGAAAUCUCCGGUGAAACGGAGGGCGACGUUCGAAUGAAAUAGAUAGACAUCAGACAGGAAUCGCGAGGGAGCGAAAAUCAAUAAAUCUGGGCUAGGGGCUUUAGGUCCUCACAUAGACAUCCUUACAUAGACCUCCUCACAUAGACAUCAGAUUAUGAAAUAAUGAUGCACCGACCCUACGCAAUGCACACUCUCGAUAAAAACAUCGUAACCAUACUUUCUUUCAAAUUAUUUACUUAUAUAGAUGCAUUUAAUGUUCAACAGUUUUAAAUAAAUUCGUAUAAUAUGAAUACUGUUCCCAAAGUAGCGUCGAUGUAACCAAAAGUAAAGGCCAUUCUUUAUGGCUUUAUUCUUAUAUUCUAAUAUAUAAAAACUUGUUCAGUUUCAGAUUAUGUAGUUAUUAGUUUACAGCCGGCAGUUUUUGUUUGGUAACACGACAACAUUGACACUGUCUCUCAAUACCCUAACCAACAAUAUAUUGUCUUUAAAUAGGGCAGUCGACAAAACAUCGACAAACCGACAUGCAUCCCUAGACGAUCGUCAAGCAAAUGUAAGUGGAAUAAAUUAGGAGUGUAUCGAGUCCCUAGGCAGUAACAGGCUGGAACAGGUGUUACGUUUUGGUCGUAUCAUCCGGUGAGAUAGAUGCAAGCUGGCCAUGCGCAGUACGACGGUACUUCUACAUAUACGUUUGUUAAUUCAUCUCGGAUACACCAAUCAUGUAACGACCGUUAUGUCCAAAUAUUUAAAAAGCAUAAGCAUCAAUAGCGGCGCCUGUGCAUCGAUCAGAGGGAGUGACUGCAGGGCGCGGAGUGGUCGUCGCCGACAUCGCGAACUCAACCCUUUACGAAAAAUAAUUUCCCGCCAUGGACACCGAAGAUAAUAAUUUUUCUGAGAAAGCACAGGAAAACUCUACAGAAAAGUGCCGAGCAUUUCUUGCUAACCUAUUAGAUGUAUCAAAAAAUGAGCCCAAGGGGGUCAGGUCUAAAGUGAGGAAACUGACCCAGGGACUGAUAAACGCCGAGGUGGAGCCUGAGGAGUACUGCACCAAUCUUGAACGUAUGCUGAACGCGAGUCCUCAGUCCUCGCUGAUACCUUUCUUGCAGAACACCUUACCAAUGCUCAGGCAGGCCUUAGUUAGCAGAGUAUUGGUAAUAGAAGGCAUCGAAGCUCCCGCAUCUCAGGCACAUGUGUCAACUGUAGCCUGCUCAUCCGUACAAGUCGCGGACUUCACUAACAUGACCCCGAAAAAACAACAAAUUGAAUCAGAACGUCUCCAGAAAAAACCUGGACCAAUAAGAGUGUAUCCCGGUAAGGUUUUUAAAAGUAAGGGUGGGAAAAAAAUCAACAUCAAGCGAAUGGAUAUGCCGUCCUGCUCGUUCUCUGCUGAUAUCCCGCUAGAUCAAUCGCCCGACGAUAAACAGCCCUCCUCGCCCUCGGCGGCGGCGCAUGUUCUCGGUAACAUCUCUGGGGAUGAUGACGACAUCAACGAUGUUGUGACUAUGGCGGGAGUCGAUGUAGCUGAGGAAUCUCAACAAUUUACCCCAUCCACAAACCAGACAGAACGCAUUUUAAAUUCAACUGACGAUAGCGGUCUCAUAAAUUUACGAGCAGUAGAGGCUAAAUUAAAAUUGUCUUCUGAAAGGCUUGGAUUUUCACACUAUCUGCCUGAAGUGGCUCUCUAUUUGAAAUACGGCGCUGAAUCAAAAAUCAGGGAUAUCGUGGAAAAAGCUAUCGAAGUGGCAGUGAAUAGGCAUGCUCAGUCUCGCAUGAUGCGGAAUGGUUGUGUAAUAACUAGCAAUGUCAAAGUUCAAUUAAGCUUUCUGAGAGACGUAGAGGAGAUCCAGCAGAAGCGCGCUAAGGCCGAGGCCGAGGCCGAGGCCGGGACCUGCGCCGGCUCACAGGAUACAGAGGAAGAUGUUAUGUCUGAAUCCGAGUUGGAAAACCGUCAGGUUGAAAAAGAUGAAACCGCGGCGCAGGCUAUCGGAGAGCGCAACAGGCGAGAGAACAGACAGGCGCAAGCGCCAAGCGCCAGCCGCUCCGACGAGUCCGACGCUGGUGGCAGCAAUGAAGCAGGUCCGAGUACCAGUGCACAGGCUGACGGGGACUGUAACGACGGUGUAGUACGCGUCACCAUCAGGGACGUCAUAUUUGUAUUGGAGCAAGACGCCUAUUAUCGUAAUUCUCAAUUUCUGUGCGUCUUGAAAAUGUUUAAAAAUUAGGGCACUAUAUUUAUAUAUCUCACAAACACUACGAGUAAUAAAAAUACAAAUAUAUAUAUAUGUCAGUCCUACCGAUAGGCGCAGACCACGUCCUCCAGCGGCAUCUGUUAGCCUCAUAAAGUAAUAAUAAGAAGCUGCAAUUUCCUGUAGGCUUGAUUUGUUAAUUCAGAAUUCGUCCAGUAGAGGGAACGUUUAAAAUAUAGGAUUAAAGUUUGCAAAUUUACUUAAACAUGGUUUAAAUAGUUAACGCUUUUCAGUACAAAAAAUUAAAUACCUACAUAUUUCUGUAUUUUCGAAAAUCAAUCUUGGACAUAAGUACAUACUGCAAACAGUUAUGAUUAUCAUAAAAUAUAAGGUUUACUAUCUCUCUGUAGGGUUAGAUCCGUCGGCGAAUUGUAUUUAGGGGCAACUGAGGGCCCCGGCCAUGGUAACUUAAUGUAUUUAUAUACGAUACGAUUCCAUUGAUGAUGUGAUAUAUCUUCUUUUAAAAUAUAAGGCUUUUAAAUAGGCACCUCGUGCCGUAUUGUAUCUAUUAGAGCGAAAUCAUUGUAUUAACUAAACUGCUGAAUUGCUUUCUGUGUUGUAUAGCUUAGCUUGUGUUAUUUUUCUUAAUCAAGUUAUAUUA